ACUCUUCAAGGUCCUCUACUCUUGGUCUUACAUAUUACUCUUCUUCAAUCUACCAUCACACAUAAAAAUAAAAAUAAAAAAUUAUUUUUAUUUAAUACUGUAUGACUCAUCUCUCAUAAUUUCUCUCUCGCUCACACGCAUACAAACACCAGGAAAAAGAAAACAUUGUAUAGAGUAAAAGAAGAAGCUUGUUAACAAAAGAGAAUAGCUAAGAAUAGAAACUUAGGAAUGAAUGGUGUUACAGCUAUCGAACCAGAUUACACUGAGUUUGUUGAAGUUGAUCCCACUGGAAGAUAUGGAAGAUACAAUGAAAUUCUUGGCAAAGGAGCUUCAAAGACAGUCUAUAGAGCCUUUGAUGAGUAUGAAGGAAUUGAAGUGGCAUGGAAUCAGGUAAAGCUCUAUAACUUCCUGAAAAGUCCUGAAGAUCUUGAGAGGCUGUACUGUGAAAUUCAUUUGCUCAAGACCUUGAAACACAGCAACAUCAUGAAGUUCUACACUUCCUGGGUUGAUAUUGCUAACAGGAACAUUAACUUUGUCACUGAGAUGUUCACCUCUGGUACUCUCAGACAGUAUAGGCUAAAGCACCGGAGAGUCAACAUUAGAGCAGUGAAGCAUUGGUGUAGACAGAUUUUGAAAGGCCUUCUAUAUCUCCACAGCCAUGACCCUCCUGUUAUCCAUAGGGACCUCAAGUGUGACAACAUUUUUAUCAAUGGGAACCAAGGGGAAGUCAAGAUUGGUGAUCUUGGCCUUGCUGCAAUCCUGCGUAAAUCUCAUGCUGCUCGCUGUGUUGGAACGCCAGAGUUCAUGGCACCAGAGGUUUAUGAAGAGGAAUACAAUGAAUUAGUAGACAUAUAUGCUUUUGGAAUGUGCAUCUUGGAGAUGGUAACCUUUGAAUAUCCAUACAGUGAAUGCACCCACCCUGCUCAGAUAUACAAGAAAGUUAUCUCUGGGAAAAAACCAGAGGCUCUUUAUAAAGUAGAAGAUCCAGAGGUGCGACUGUUUGUUGAAAAAUGCUUAGCAACUGUGUCCCGUAGGCUCACUGCUAGGGAGCUUUUGAAGGACUCUUUUCUCCAAAUUGAUGAUUAUGGAUAUAAUUUAAGUCCAAUAGGGUACCGAGGAGAUUUUGAUGAAUUAGGCCCUCUCUUAAGAGAACCCCACUACGGAAUUUAUCAUAGUAACUGCUCUUUGAUCAACGAUUAUGGCAAUUAUCUUGGUUAUAUACCUGAAAAUGAUUUUGAAGCAAGUGAACUUGAUCUCUUCACUUGUCAAGAGGAUGAGCAUUUGGCAGAUGUUGACAUCGCAAUCAAAGGGAAAAGAAGAGAAGAUGAUGGCCUCUUUUUAAGGCUCAGAAUUGUAGAUAAAGAAGGCCGUAUUCGAAACAUCUACUUCCCAUUUGACAUUGAGACUGACACAGCAUUGAGCGUUGCGGCAGAAAUGGUGGCAGAGCUUGAUAUCACUGACCAAGAUGUGACAAAAAUAGCAGAUAUGAUUGAUGGUGAAAUUUCUACCUUGGUGCCUGAGUGGAAGAGGGGGCUUGGCAUAGAGGCAAGUCCACAUAACACAAGUGCAAGUUUCUGUCACAAUUAUGUUUCAAAUGGUUCUCUAUUGGAUUAUGUGUCAUCAAAUAAUCCAGGUGCCAAGAAUCUUCAAGUUCUUCAGUGUUCUAAGCAAGGAGGUGCUGCUGUCCAUGGCCGUUUCGAAGAAAUUACUUAUCAGGUAGAAGAGUCUGAACAAUGUGUCACUGAAGGUGCACCAAAAACAUCAAGCCAGUCCGGUGUUGGCAUCCAUUUUGCUGACAUCUGGGCUCAGCUAGACGGGCCGGAAUUGAGUUCACAGAGGUCAAGAGAGAUCCACUGGGAUGAAGGAAGUAAAACAUUGGACCAAACACCCUUUGGAUCAGAUGAGAGAAUUAUAAACGUGGAUGAUCAAUGUAUAUCCAAUGCAAGAAACUCUCUCUCCACAACCACUUCAGCUGACUAUGCCCUCUUGGAUGAUUCUGAGAAUGAAAUUAGGCAAGAAUUAAGAUGGCUCAAAGCAAAGUAUCAAAUGCAGUUGAGGGGGCUUAGAGACCAACAAUUAGGAGCAAAAUGGAAAUCUUCAAGCAUGUCUCCAAAAUCGCCACCAUUGGAUUCUCCCCCACUAAAGAGAGAGAGCAAUGAAACUAUCCUGGAAUCUUUGUCCUCUGGGAAGCAUUUCACUUCAGAUUUUCCCGUUGCUGCUGAUAAGAAAUGCUCCAGUGUGGCAAACCAAAGUGAAAAUUCUGAGGGAAUCAAUGAGUCUUUUUGUCCUGAGAAGAUGUUUACUGCCAAGAAUUUCUAUUCAGGAGUUUUGCUUCCACACUCUCUUCACAGGGCAACUUCUCUUCCAGUUGAUGCUGUAGAUGUUUAAAGCCUGCCAAAUAUUCAGUUUCUCCCAAUGCUGACACCACAACCUCCAAGUUUUACAAUCAGAGAUGUAACUUCCAAAGAUUGUAGGCCUGUUCCCAGGUGAGAUCGUUUCACUUGGUUUUUUUGGAAUUAAUGUACAUUACUCACUAACUUUGAAGUAAACAAGGUUUCCAAAAUUUUAUGUUCAUCUCACAAAAGGAGGGAGAUCCAUUGAUGACACUCUGAUACUUAACAUUGAAUCCCUUGACAUAAUGAAUUAAUGUAAUUUGAAAGAAUGGCCUAUUGCCUGUGACGAGGUUACUUGUUUUAUUACUUAAAGAAGGUGAGAAUCUGGUUUGUCUU
This is a messenger RNA of Quercus lobata, 2729 nucleotides long. RefSeq names its product probable serine/threonine-protein kinase WNK9. Gene Ontology annotation, molecular function: ATP binding; protein serine/threonine kinase activity. The record is from RefSeq and is a predicted model, not a curated record. Lineage: Eukaryota; Viridiplantae; Streptophyta; Magnoliopsida; Fagales; Fagaceae. The transcript has 7 exons. Gene Ontology annotation, biological process: protein phosphorylation. The coding region runs from base 229 to 2388 and encodes 719 amino acids.